UUUAUAUUUUAUUAAAUAAUGACUUACCCUGAUAGAAAUAGAACAAAGAAAUUAGAUUUUGUAGACACUCAAAAGCUUUCUUCUACGUUUGUUCUUUUAUGGUACAAGGAUUGUGAAAAAGAUGAGCGGCAUACCUCUCCCAUAUCACUUUCAAAUACACUUUUUAAGCAUUAUUCAUCCGUUGAAUGCCUUGAAUUUCAAGUGAAAAAUGUAGUGCAUGUUUCUAUUGCAAAUAUACAACACGCAGCUGUCAUCAUCUAUAAGGGGUCUAUUACCCAAUGCUGUAAAUUUGAAACAUUGCUAGAUAACUUCAUGGACGAUUUUGGUGAUGAAAAUCCUAGCACUGAUGAAGUAAGCAAGUUUGCCCUCAAUUAUAUUGAAGGCAAUACUGACGGAAAAAGAAAACAUUCUGAUGGAGACCAAUCCUCAGAUUCAGAGAAUAUUGCACCGGUCUCAGAACAUACAGGCCUAAACGGACCUAAAUAUAAAUCGACUCCUAAAUCAAAGGUGCUGAAAAAAAACAUGUAAAUGAAGUGUUGAAUGAAAAUUCAGAAUCAGAGUCCUUUGCAUCAUUUUAUAACAGUCAAAAAGCAUCUAAAAAAAGUGAAGCACAGAUUAUGGCUUUGGAAAAGCGGAAGCUUGACAUGCUACUUGACAAUGUUGAUGCUCCCAGAGCAUUGAUGCUUCCAAUAAUUAGUGAUGUUCCUAAAACAAAACACUGUGGUUCACCGAAGUUAAGCAAACUAUCUUGUUUAGAAGCAAUUUUGAUUGAACAAAAGAAACUUCUUUUUGAACAAAAGAAGACCAACAAACUGUUGUCUGAAAUUUUGCGCCCAAUAGAAAAAGAAUCUGUAAAUAAUGAUAAUGCCGUGUAUACUGGUUUUGAUGCCGAAUUUAAAUUGCACGACAUUCAAAAACGAGAACCAUGUAGCUUUGCAAGAAAAUUUAUUUUGUUGCGAUUCGGAAAGGAGUUUACUUGCACGCGUAUUUGUGAACCAAACGGACCUACUGCACGCAUUCAUAUGGAGAAUGAAGAAAUUCAGGAAGUUAAAGGUGCACUUGACAAAGUGUUUACGUCUUACAACUGGCGUGUUGUUCGGGCGAGUAUUAAUCAAUUUUUCCGAGACAAUAAAAGUAGUACAAAAGUUUGAAGACUAAACAAAUGAGUGACAUUUUUCUCGUGGUGUGGGGUUGUCAGCGUUUUUCGCUUAUCCCCCCCCCCCCCCCCAUUCUAUCUGUAAUGUGUUUUGUAUGUUUUGUGUGUUAAAUAAAUACACCAUCUUAUUUAUUCUAAA
Messenger RNA from Hydra vulgaris (swiftwater hydra), 1295 nucleotides. RefSeq lists its product as uncharacterized. Lineage: Eukaryota; Metazoa; Cnidaria; Hydrozoa; Anthoathecata; Hydridae. The record is from RefSeq and is a predicted model, not a curated record.